This is a messenger RNA of Aplysia californica (California sea hare), 1204 nucleotides long. RefSeq lists its product as uncharacterized. The coding region runs from base 109 to 498 and encodes 129 amino acids. NCBI's taxonomy places the organism in Eukaryota, Metazoa, Mollusca, Gastropoda, Aplysiida, Aplysiidae. The record is from RefSeq and is a predicted model, not a curated record. The transcript has 2 exons.
UCAGGUUUCGACGAUGUCCCAUCGCUACUGUUCGUGGCCCGAGCCUUCAUCAUCCCGUCGUUCAUCGCCGGUUUCCUCACAGUCCUCCUCUAUAUCAUUAAGAUCAUCAUGCUGGUCUUCCGACCACUGUGGCAGCGCAUCUACAUCAAGGUGGCUUACCUCACCUUCGCCGCCAUCGCCGGCGUAGCCGCGGGUAUCGCGGUCAUCAUCUUCUCCGUCAAGCUAGAAGAAGAGCAGUUUGAGCUGCUCUGGGCGCCGGCCCUCCCCGGAGUAGGAGGCUUCCUCUUCCACGUCAUCGCCAUAGGAGGCUACCUCAGCUGGCGAAACCGCUCCUCUGACGACGACCUGGACGACAGGUCAGAGUUCAGUGACCGCACCUCCAACAUCUACGAGUUUUCCUCCAGCUCCAAACACCGGAAGGACCAUGGCGCCAAAGGGCUCAGCAAAGGCUACCACAGGAGUAUGUCCGGACAAAGCGGGAAAUCGGACGUCCUAUGACAGUGACAAAAGCUGCUGAAAUUUUUGUUCUAAACACUUCUUGUUUGAGAAUUUUAUAAUAUCCUGCUAUCAUGUACCGUACAAAUCUUUCUUGGGAUUUUGUUUCCCCCUCUAUUAUUAUGAUUAUAAUUCCAGUCUCUUCUCUCGUGUUCGGAGAAAGAUGAUUCUGAGAGGGGAUGGAUGAUGCUGUGUAUCGAUGCGUACUUCAUGUAGGCAAGAGUAUCGAUGUGCUAGUCUGUUGAAACAGCGUAUUCGAUGCUUUUUUGGCUGAGUGAAUAACCUUGUUGUGUACGACCUUUGAUUGAGCGGCUUGCAAGAUGGCACGUCCAAGAUGGUGCGUCCAAGAUGGCGGACUGUGCUACAGCAUCCACUAUCGGUUUCUGUUUCACGAAGUCUACGAUGUUUAUCCGUCAAACGACGGUCUGCAAUGUUUAUCCAUCAAACAACGUAUGCAGUGUUUAUCCGUCAAACAACGUUGACAAUGAUUAUCCGUCAAACGGCGUCUGCGGUCUUUAUCCGUCAAAACGACAGUCUUCGAUACAUGCCUGUCAAACAGCGUGCCCAAAAUCUGCCUGUGAGACAACUCGCCUGUUUACUGGCGUCUGCCAUGCUUGCCCCUUUAGCAGCAUCUGCAAUUAUUAUAUUUGCCCAACAACAGCAACAUCAGCAACAACAGCAACAACAACAACAGCCUCAACAACAACAA